Molecule: messenger RNA, 3294 nt
Organism: Echinops telfairi (small Madagascar hedgehog)
Lineage: Eukaryota; Metazoa; Chordata; Mammalia; Afrosoricida; Tenrecidae
Gene: PTPRT
Product: protein tyrosine phosphatase receptor type T
Exons: 26
Coding region: 1-3294 (1097 amino acids)
Biological process (GO): protein dephosphorylation
Molecular function (GO): protein binding; protein tyrosine phosphatase activity
Source: RefSeq, a predicted model, not a curated record
AUGCUCAGCGAGACCCGCAGGAACUUCAAGAGCAGGACCAACAUUCGAGUUCCAGGAGCGGUUCCCCUCGAAUCCAUCCAAGGAGGACCCUUUGAGGAGAAGAUCUACAUCCAGUGGAAACCUCCCAACGAAACCAAUGGCAUUAUCACCCUCUACGAGAUCAACUACAAGGCUGUAGGUUCGCUGGACCCGAGUGCCGACCUCUCCAGCCAGAGAGGGAAAGUGUUCAAGCUCCGCAAUGAAACCCACCACCUCUUUGUGGGUCUGUAUCCCGGGACCACCUACUCCUUCACCAUCAAGGCCAGCACAGCCAAGGGCUUUGGGCCCCCAGUCACCACUCGCAUUGCUACCAAGAUCUCAGCCCCGUCGAUGCCUGAGUAUGACACAGACACUCCGCUCAACGAAACAGACACGACCAUCACCGUGAUGCUGAAGCCGGCCCAGUCCCGGGGAGCCCCGGUCAGUGUUUAUCAGCUGGUUGUCAAGGAAGAGCGACUUCAGAAGUCACGGAGGGCAGCCGAUAUCGUUGAGUGCUUCUCAGUGCCGGUGAGCUACAGGAACGCCUCGAACGUGGAUUCUCUACACUACUUUGCUGCCGAAUUAAAGCCUGCCAACCUGCCCGUCACCCAACCAUUUACAGUGGGUGACAACAAGACAUACAAUGGCUACUGGAACCCUCCUCUGUCCCCCCUGAAAAGCUACAGCAUCUAUUUCCAGGCACUCAGCAAAGCAAAUGGAGAGACCAAAAUCAACUGUGUCCGUCUGGCUACCAAAGAACCAAUGGGCAGCGCCCAGGUGACCCCGGGGACUCCACUCUGCCUCCUCACCACAGGUGCCUCCACCCAGAAUUCUAACACCGUGGAGCCAGAGAAGCAGGUGGACAACACCGUGAAGAUGGCCGGUGUGAUCGCUGGUCUCCUCAUGUUUAUUAUCAUUCUCCUGGGGGUGAUGCUCACCAUCAAAAGAAGAAGAAAUGCUUAUUCCUACUCCUAUUACUUGAAGCUGGCCAAGAAGCAGAAGGAGACACAGAGCGGAGCUCAGAGAGAGAUGGGGCCAGUGGCCUCGGCCGACAAACCCACCACCAAGCUCAAUGUCAACCGCAACGAUGAAGGCUUCUCCUCUAGCUCUCAGGAUGUGAACGGAUUCAAUGGCAGCCAUGGGGAGCUGUCCCAGCCAACCCUUACCAUCCAGACUCACCCCUACCGGACGUGCGACCCUGUGGAAAUGAGCUACCCCCGGGACCAGUUCCAGCCUGCCAUCCGGGUGGCUGACCUGCUGCAGCACAUCACCCAGAUGAAGAGAGGCCAGGGUUACGGGUUCAAGGAGGAAUACGAGAAAGAUCUCCCUAAUUACAGUGGAGACUGGAUUGGAGGGAACAAAGCCAAAGCAAGACAGACCAGUGAGGAGACUCGUGGGAAAGUAUUUCUCCAGGCUUUACCGGAGGGACAGACAGCUUCAUGGGACACAGCCAAGGAGGAUGAAAACCGCAAUAAGAACCGAUACGGGAACAUCAUAUCCUAUGACCAUUCCCGAGUGAGGCUGCUGGUGCUGGACGGAGACCCGCACUCUGACUACAUCAACGCCAACUACAUUGAUGGAUACCACCGGCCACGCCACUACAUUGCCACGCAAGGCCCAAUGCAGGAGACGGUCAAGGACUUUUGGAGAAUGGUUUGGCAGGAGAACUCGGCCAGCAUCGUCAUGGUCACCAACCUCGUGGAGGUGGGCAGGCACCCAGCGGAACACUCUGUGGGAAACGCCACUGUAGGCCGAGCGCCAUCCCCCGGAAUGGUGAAGUGUGUGCGGUACUGGCCUGACGACACUGAGGUCUACGGAGACAUUAAAGUCACCCUGAUUGAAACAGAGCCCCUGGCAGAAUACAUCAUACGAACCUUCACAGUCCAGAAGAAAGGCUACCACGAGAUCCGAGAGCUCCGCCUCUUCCACUUCACCAGCUGGCCGGACCACGGGGUCCCUUGCUACGCCACCGGCCUCCUGGGCUUCGUCCGCCAGGUCAAGUUCCUCAACCCUCCCGAAGCCGGGCCCAUUGUCGUCCACUGCAGCGCUGGAGCCGGGAGGACUGGCUGCUUCAUCGCCAUUGACACCAUGCUCGACAUGGCAGAGAACGAAGGGGUGGUAGACAUCUUCAACUGUGUGCGCGAGCUGCGGGCCCAGAGGGUCAACCUGGUGCAGACCGAGGAGCAGUAUGUGUUUGUGCACGAUGCCAUCCUGGAAGCGUGUUUGUGUGGCAACACUGCCAUCCCCGUGUGUGAGUUCCGCUCACUCUACUACAAUAUCAGCAGGCUGGACCCCCAGACCAACUCCAGCCAAAUCAAAGAUGAAUUUCAGACCCUCAACAUUGUGACCCCCCGGGUCCGGCCUGAGGACUGCAGCAUUGGCCUCCUGCCCCGGAACCACGAUAAGAAUCGGAGUAUGGACGUCCUACCUCUGGACCGCUGCCUGCCCUUCCUCAUCUCGGUGGAUGGAGAAUCCAGCAACUAUAUCAAUGCAACCCUGAUGGAUAGCCACAAGCAGCCCGCGGCCUUUGUGGUCACCCAGCACCCUCUCCCUAACACGGUGGCGGACUUCUGGAGGCUGGUGUUUGAUUAUAACUGCUCGUCCGUGGUGAUGCUGAACGAGAUGGACACUGCACAGCUCUGCAUGCAGUACUGGCCUGAGAAGACCUCCGGGUGCUACGGGCCCAUCCAGGUGGAGUUUGUCUCCGCGGACAUCGACGAGGACAUCAUCCACCGUAUAUUCCGCAUCUGUAACAUGGCUCGCCCGCAGGAUGGGUACCGCAUAGUCCAGCACCUCCAGUAUAUAGGCUGGCCAGCGUACCGGGACACCCCCCCCUCCAAGCGCUCUCUGCUCAAAGUGGUCCGACGGCUGGAGAAGUGGCAGGAGCAGUAUGACGGCAGGGAGGGACGCACCGUGGUCCACUGCCUGAAUGGGGGCGGCCGCAGUGGAACGUUCUGCGCCCUCUGCAGCGUGUGCGAAAUGAUCCAGCAGCAGAGCAUCAUCGACGUGUUCCACAUCGUGAAGACGCUGCGCAACAACAAAUCCAACAUGGUGGAGGCCCUGGUGAGUGCCCCAGGGCCCGUGCGCCCCAGCCAGGGGCUGGCCGCUGGUCCCCCCAGCCAGAGGAUAAUGCCACCAGAGAGUGAGCGGGCCAGCCUGGGGGUGCUUCUUGAGCCCCUGACAAGGUCGCCUGUCCUGCGUGGUUCCUUCCAACCCCAUCAAUGUCCCGUCCCUGCAGGAAAUCCACCCUGGCUUCGUUUUCCUUUUGGGCACUGA